UUUAAAACGUUUCAAAAGUGAAUUACAAAGCCUCAAAUACAUCUUCUUUAGUGGAAACCAACUCCAUUAUUUCAUUUUCAGACCAGACAGCAAAUCUGACAUGGAUCUUAGUUUAAUGGUCCCCAUAAUGUCUUCGCCACUGGCAUGGCCUCCUAUUUAGUUUUUCAGACAGUAACGCCGCUCAAGUUAUUGUUCUCACUUACAGCUCUUAAAACCAGCUGCUCCGCCCCCCCCUCCCCCACACACACACAAAAAAUAAAAUAAAAUGAAAUGACAUUUUCUAAGUUAAGCCCUCUCGACGAGGAACAACUCGUCGUAUACAUAAAAGCGACGCCGUCUUUUUCAUCGGAGAUCGGCGAAAAUUACAACGAUAUAACGAUAAAGGAAGUCGGAGACGGUAAUCUUAAUUUCGUCUACAUCGUCGAUGGCACUUGGGGUUCUUUUGUCAUCAAACAGACACUUAUUUAUGUACUUGGAGAAUCUUGGUGGAUGAUAAAGGAAGGAUCAUAUUUUGGAGCAAAAACGUCAAAAGAACACGGUGGAUUGUGGCCUGAACAUGUUCCCCAACUCUAUCACUUUGACCGUACCGUGUCUUCCAUUGUAAUUGAACACCCAUCCUUGGCUGAGCACAUGGCCGAGCAUGAACGCGCAGGAGAAUCGUUGGUGUUGCUACUUGAAUUAGCCAAGACUCUUCUCAAAUUGUUGUGGAUUGGUGAAGUUAUUUCAGCCAUCAGGCAAGUCCAUCAAUGGUGAUGGACAUUACCUGGAAAAUGAUAUUGGUUCCCUCAGGAAAACUUCAAAUAUAUGUACAUUCCUGACCAAGCUGCUCAAGCUGGAGUUAAACAGGGUGUACAAUGUUCAUUGUUGGUCCAUCAAUUAACCUGUGAAUCUAUAUUGUCUCUGCGUAUAGCAGUCCUUUGUGGUGAA
Hibiscus syriacus is the source of this 927-nucleotide messenger RNA. RefSeq names its product methylthioribose kinase-like. Bases 271 to 753 code for a protein of 160 amino acids. The transcript is spliced from 3 exons. NCBI's taxonomy places the organism in Eukaryota, Viridiplantae, Streptophyta, Magnoliopsida, Malvales, Malvaceae. The record is from RefSeq and is a predicted model, not a curated record.